Molecule: messenger RNA, 3217 nt
Organism: Oryzias latipes (Japanese medaka)
Lineage: Eukaryota; Metazoa; Chordata; Actinopteri; Beloniformes; Adrianichthyidae
Gene: fgf13a
Product: fibroblast growth factor 13a
Molecular function (GO): growth factor activity
Source: RefSeq, a predicted model, not a curated record
CGUUGCCUGCAAAGGCUGCUGAAUGAGAGCAACAGCAAGAUGGUGCGCGCCAUGCAGCAGCAGUAACAGCAGCAGCAGCAGCUCCUACUGUAAUUAUUCACCGCAUCGACAGCAGGGCUCUCACACGCGCACGCCACUUAUGGAUGGAGCGCCUCGUUUGCAUCACAGCAGCGAUUGUGGGGUCAGAAAACAAGCGUCCGCGGCGUGAACCGGUGCUGGAGCGGGUGGAGCGCUCUCAUAUCCUGUUGAUUCCCGCUGAGCGUUUGGAGCUGAGCCUCACUGACGACAAAAAAAACAGAGCUGGUCGCAGGAAGAAGCUGCGCUGGAUGGCAUCUCUCUCGGGGUUUGUUUGAUAGUGGGCUACGAUUCAGUGUUUGACUUCAAAUAGGAGAAGGAGAACAAGAAGAAGAAGAAGAAAAAAAAAACACCUGCGCUCCAUUCUGCAACCUUUCCUUCUCUUUGAUGGUGGCUUUGUCCCAGUGGGUUGCGAAUAGAUUUUUUUUUAUGCACCAUAACGAGAUUGGUGGUGGGGACGUUUCCUUUCAUCAAUGUGCAUUGAUGUAGCAGAAAACGUGGAGGAGAUAAGAAACCUUAUCUCAGCACCUGGAACCUUUGGUCAGGAUUUCAUUGAGGACACCCCGCAAAAAAGAGGAUUUCGAUUCUUAUCUAAGCCGGGAUUUACACAUCCAAACUGGGAUCUAUGAGCGGAAAAGUGGCGAAGUCUAAAGAAGACAAGGAUGCUUCCAAGGUCCAGGAUGAUGCUGCCCCAGGUACCCAGGAGUACAUUAUGUUACGGCAGGACUCCAUCCACUCUGCCGAUAUAAGGAGUAAAGGGUCCCCCUUUCGUGCUAAGUGUCACGAAAUCUUCUGCUGCCCACUGAAGCAAGUCGUCCUCAAAGAGAGCACAGAGCCUGAAGAACCCCAGCUGAAGGGGAUCGUGACGAAGCUGUACAGUCGACAAGGUUUCCAUCUGCAGUUGCAGUCAGAUGGAACCAUUGAUGGAACAAAGGAGGAGGACAAUGGUUACACCAUCUUCAACCUCAUUCCAGUGGGGCUCAGAGUGGUGGCCAUCCAGGGGGUGCAAACCAAAUUGUUUUUGGCCAUGAACAGUGAGGGCUACUUGUACACAUCGGAACACUACACACUAGAGUGCAAAUUCAAGGAGUCAGUGUUCGAGAACUACUACGUGACAUACUCCUCCAUGGUUUACCGGCAGCAGCAGUCGGGCAGGGGCUGGUACCUCGGUCUGAACAAAGAAGGUGAAAUCAUGAAGGGGAACCAUGUCAAGAAGAACAAGCCAGCAGCCCACUUCCUUCCCAAGCCUCUGAAGGUGGCGAUGUACAGAGAGCCAUCACUCCAUGACUUGACAGAGUUUUCCCGUUCUGGUAGCGGCACGCCCACCAAGAGCCGGAGUGCCUCAGCUGUUCUCAACGGAGGCAAAGCUGUGAGCCAGAAUGAAUCCACGUAGCCCGGCAACCAAACCCAAGACUGAGACAGAACCACGAAACCUUACCUCUCGCAGAGCGUGAAUCCAAGCAGACCUGUUUUCUCCAAUUCAGCGUUUCAGGACUACAAUCCACACAAAAACUGUUCUGUGCAAUCCUGAUCAGUUGCAGUAUCAUCAAAUUCAUCUUAAGAAACCUAUUAUCAUAUAAUCAUUCUUAAAAAUAAAGAAGUUACAUGUUGAUUUGUAUUUAAACCUUAUUUAUCACCUCUGUUGCUCUCUUGGUGAAGACCGUAUACCAACUUUUCACCAUUUUCUUACUCUCUUUUUGUUCUUAAGCCCUGUAACCUUUAUUUGGUCAUGCAAACACUUGGCAUUCAUACAUCUCACAGACAGGAAGUUAGAUCAAAAGGCUUUCAGGGCAGCCGGUAAUGGUGCUGGUCCACAAGGGUGCAGACUUACAGUAAAGCCCGAUCUCUGUCUCAUUCAUGCUUCUGUGAAUACAAAGCCUAUAAACUCCCUGGUAUGCCACAACUUUGUGCUACUGGCCAGCAAGAUGGUAGCUCUUUUGUGUCCUCGUGCACAUGCUCAGUGACUGAGCUCUUUAGCAUGGGAAAAUGAAACCCUAUGUUCAACUGACCUAAAAUUAAGGGGCAGUGUGAAAUUCUUGCAGCUUUUGUUUUUCUUGUUCAGAAUUGCCACAGUUUUUUUUGUGAGUUUUCUGAUUCAGCUGAGAGGAUUUUUAUUCAACAAUUUGUUGUGUUCCUCCCUCUUGUCCUCUGCCUUUUUUCAUUGUUCAGCAUUUGUCAUUAAUUUUUGCUUCAGGUUUUAAGAUGGGUCUCAGCAAACCAAAGACAGAUUGAAAGAGUGUCCCUUUAAGCUGCUGAAAAAACAAGCCAACAUAAAGGCAAAGCUGGAUUUUUGUUUUCAUUGUACAUUUUUGAUGAAGAAAAGCAAAGAGCUUGUGAAAAAAGGAACCGUGGACAAAGGAAGUGAUUUUGGUCACGCUGGCAGAGCGCUGGAUUUUAAGACUGUUUGCUCGAUGAUGGUCAAAGGAAAUAACUCUUUACUGUCCCCAUUCCCUUCUGUUACAACUGUGUCACACUGUCCUCGUGAUCUGUUUCUUCCCUCCGUGUUGUGUCAUACCUCAAUUCCCUUGCCUUCCUUUUUUGACCGAUACAGCUCACCAUAGGAAUAUGGUUGAAGCUCCUUCCCAGGAUGCUUGUCAUGUGUUUGAGUAACUUAUUGUGGUGACAAUUUUUCUAUAUUUAAGAAAAAGAAAAAAAAGAAUACUGUGGACUUUUAGGUGGCUUAACAUUUUAUAGGACACGUCUUAUUUGUAAAAGGUAAAAGAAAUAAAAAAAAGAAAAAAAGAAAUGGACAUCCUCCCUUACUUUCACAGGGCAUGAACACAAAUAUGUACGAAAGGACCCUUUUUAUGGGCUGUGUACUCUUCCCUUCAGCUACAUAACUUAUUUCUGGUACAUGCUUUGGGAGACGUCUUUUCUUGGUUUCCUCUGGAGGUGGUUUGUAUUAGAUGAACCUAUCUGUUGCAUGGGCGAAAGCAGGAAAAUGCUGGACUAGAGCUGCAUGAUGUAGGCUAUGUGUAUUAACCCAUGUUGGCUCAUGUGUUCCAAACUACCAAGCUAAAUCUGAUGAAAACAAUAUAUACAGGCAGUCGGCCUGACUGCCCAAUUACUUCCAGUUGUUUAUUAUUUGUUGUAUACACAAAAAUGCACUGAAUAAAAUGUUUAUAUUAAGAUAUACUUUUAA